AUGGAACCCCAGAUUGGCACACCCCUGCUGUAUGUUGCUAUUACAAGAGAUAUUUGGGAGGCUGUGAAAAAGUUGUACUGCACACAACAAAAUGGAGCUCGAUUGUAUGCACUUCGUAAACAAGUCCAUGAAUGUAAACAAGGAACCAUAGAUGUCACAACUUACUUCAAUAAACUAUUUUUGAUUUGGCAAGAAAUGGAUUUAUGUCAAGAGUUGAUUUGGAGUUGUCCGUGUGGAGGAGUUUUGCACUAUCAGUUCGAAGAGACAAACCGAUUCUAUGGUUUUUUGGCAAGACUUAAUCCAAAAUUUGAUGCUGUGCGAAGUCGAAUUAUGGGAGCUCGUCCAGUACCCUCCCUGAUGGAAGUGUGUUCUGGAAUCCGACUUGAAGAAGAUCGGUCUAAUGCCAUGAAUAAUCCAGUAAUUCAGUUAACUAAUUUCGCUGCGUUUAAAGUAUCAAGAACUGACAAACAAAAUGGAAAAGUACUUCCAGCCUGUGAACACUGUAAGAAGCCAUGA
This is a messenger RNA of Benincasa hispida (wax gourd), 516 nucleotides long. RefSeq lists its product as uncharacterized. NCBI's taxonomy places the organism in Eukaryota, Viridiplantae, Streptophyta, Magnoliopsida, Cucurbitales, Cucurbitaceae. The record is from RefSeq and is a predicted model, not a curated record.